GCAGGUCCCAUAGGUAUGGAUCUCUGGCAGCUGCUGUUGACCUUGGCACUGGCAGGCUCAAGCGAUGCUUUUUCUGGGCAUGAGGUCACACCAGCUACCUUUGGCAAAGCAUCACAGAGUCUGCAAAGAGUUAAUCCAGGCCUGAGGACAAAUUCUUCUGGGAAGCCUAAAUUCACCAAGUGCCGUUCACCUGAACUAGAGACAUUUUCAUGCUACUGGACAGAUGGGGGUCAUCAUGGCUUAAAGACCCCAGGAUCCAUACAGCUGUUCUAUAUUAGAAGGAGCACUCAAGAAUGGACCCAAGAAUGGAAGGAAUGUCCCGAUUAUGUCUCUGCUGGAGAAAACAGCUGUCACUUUAACUCGUCAUAUACCUCCAUUUGGAUACCCUACUGUAUCAAGCUAACUGACAACGGUGGUACGGUGGAUCAGAAGUGCUUCUCAGUUGAGGAAAUAGUGCAACCUGAUCCACCCAUUGGCCUCAACUGGACUUUAUUGAACAUCAGUUUAACUGGGAUUCAUGCUGAUAUCCAAGUAAGAUGGGAACCACCACCCAAUGCAGAUGUUCAGAAGGGAUGGAUAGUUCUGGAAUAUGAACUUCAAUACAAAGAAGUAAAUGAAACUCAGUGGAAGACGAUGGACCCAAUAUUGUCAACAUCAGUUCCUGUAUACUCCUUGAGACUGGAUAAAGAAUAUGAAGUGCGUGUGAGAUCCAGACAACGAAAUUCAGAGAAAUAUGGCGAGUUCAGUGAGGUGCUCUUUGUAACACUUCCUCAAAUGAGCCCAUACGCAUGUGAAGAAGAUUUCCGGUUUCCAUGGUUUUUAAUUAUUAUCUUUGGAAUAUUUGGACUAACAGUGAUGCUAUUUGUAGUCAUAUUUUCUAAACAGCAAAGGAUUAAGAUGCUGAUUUUGCCCCCAGUACCAGUUCCAAAGAUUAAAGGAAUUGAUCCAGACCUCCUCAAGGAAGGAAAAUUAGAGGAGGUGAACACAAUCUUAGCCAUUCAUGAUAACUAUAAACCUGAAUUCUACAAUGAUGACUCUUGGGUUGAAUUUAUUGAACUCGAUAUUGAUGAUCCUGAUGAAAAGACUGAAGGAUCAGACACAGACAGACUUCUAAGCAACGACCAUCAGAAAUCACUAAAUGUCCUUGGGGCCAAGGACGACGACUCGGGCCGAACCAGUUGUUAUGAACCCGACAUUCUGGAGACGGAUUUCAAUGCCAAUGACUUAGGGGAUGGUACCUCAGAGGUGGCUCAGCCACAAAGGUUAAAAGGGGAAGCCGAUCUCUUGUGCCUUGACCAUAAGAAUCAAAAUGAGUCACCUUAUCAUGAUGCUUCCCCUGCCAUUCAACAACCCAGCAUCAUCCUGGCAGAGGAAGAGGACAAACCACAACCACUUCUCAUUGGUGAAACUGAGUCAGCUCACCAAGUUGCCCCUACUCAGAUAAGCAAUCCGAAUUCACUGGCAAACAUUGACUUUUAUGCCCAGGUGAGUGACAUUACACCAGCAGGGAGUGUGGUCCUUUCCCCGGGCCAAAAGAAUAAGGCUGGGAUAGCCCAGUGCGACACGCAUCUAGAAAUGGCCUCACUGUGCCAAGCGAACUUCAUCAUGGACAAUGCCUACUUCUGUGAGGCAGAUGCCAAAAAGUGCAUCGCUGUGGCCCCUCAUGUGGAGGGCGAGUCACAUGCAGAGCCAAGCUUUAACCAGGAGGAUAUUUACAUCACCACAGAAAGCCUUACCACUACUGCUGGGAGGUCUGGGACAGCAGAACAUGCCCCAGGUUCUGAGUUGCCCGUCCCAGACUAUACCUCGAUUCAUAUAGUACAGUCUCCACAGGGCCUUGUCCUCAAUGCGACUGCCUUGCCCUUGCGGGACAAAGAGUUUCUCUCAUCGUGUGGCUACGUCAGCACUGACCACCUGAACAAAAUCAUGCCGUAGCCUUACUUUGAUUUCCCAAGAAUAACAUAGUGAAUUGCCAAGAAUUGGCUGGGGCAUGAAUGCUGAAACCAAAACAAUCUUUAAACAUUUGGGGGGAGACUGUGAGGGUGGGUAUGGAUUCAAAUGCCUUUUCCUGAAAUGUGGAAAUGUUAUUAAAAGGUAAAAAAAAACAAGAACAUUUAAUCAGAGAGAUAUUCCCGUUGUGAAUUGUAAAUAUUUUAAAGAAUUGUCUCAAAAGACUCUUCAAUAGCAGUGAUUGUCUUAUUAUUGUGGGUGUUAAUUUUGUGAUACUAAGCAUCGGAUGGCUACGUUUUUAAUGUAUAGUAAAUUGUGCUUUUUGAAAAAGCAAAAACAAUCAGGUGGCUUUUGCAGUUCAGGAAAUCAAAUGCAAAUCAUAGCACAGGCUAAUUUUUUUUUCUUUUUUUAAUAAUUGGGAAGUAAAAAUCUAGGUAAGAAAGCAAAAGUAGUUUGGAUAUGUAAAACAUUUAUUUUGACAUAAAAUUGAUAAAGAUAUUUUUAAUAAUUUAAACUUCAAGCAUGGCUAUUUUAUAAUACACUGCACACUGUGUACUGUAGUUCUCAAUGACCCCAUCUAAGGAAUGUAGUAACUACAGUCUAAAGCUGGUUUAAUGCUUCAGUCAAUACACCUGAAGAAAAACAGACAAGCUAGUUUUUUAUAAGUCCCUUUUUUAUACCUCCCCAAAGUUCUUAAGUAAUUCUAAGAUCUCUAAUAACCUGCAUUAUUGGAAUAUACUCAUUUUAUCUGAAUUUUUAAACAGAUAUUUUUAAGUUAGAAAACUUUUAAAUGUUUACAUGGAUCAAUGCACCAUAAACCAAAAAACAGGAAGGAGAAAAAAUACAAAAACAAACAAAAAACCCUUCUUUACCAAAUUUCAGUGCAAGCCAGAGAGCUAAUGCUAAGACAAGCAGAAGUUACAGCUGGCUCCCCUGGUCCAGGCUGCUGACGUGCGGAAGUGCACGUGGUAUGAAUUUUUUUUAGCACACAGAUCAUGAGAAAUAAGCUCCAAAACCUGCAAUGGUAUCUUUUCAAACACAGCUUGGUUUCAUUUCAUAGUUACCUAAAAGAAGAAUAAAGUAUAAGCAGCAUUUUGUAAGUAGAAGCAGAUCAAAUGAAGUUAACUGAACAAUGGAACAGAAAGCUUAAGAAAUAGGUUUUUGUUCCAUAGUCUAUAGCUGAGGACACAUUCAUUAUUUGUGGUAACAAGGGACAGAUGGUAAGCAAGCCAAAAGAGAACUCAAAAUUAAUCAAACCAGUAGAAGAAGCUUUCUCACCAAGCCUAAUAGGAUUUACUUAAAACUGUAAAAUAAAUUUCAUCAUUUUUUAUUUCCCCUUUGAGAGGAUUGGCCUCCAACCAGGUAGUCAGAAGAAAAUGAAGGAGCCUAAGUAAUUCUUAUCAAUUAUUUUCCAAUUCUUUAACAACCUAAACAUUAUCCUUUGGAAUAGCUCCCCUAAAGGUUUAUGAAAGAGAAGAAUCUCAUCUCACGGAAUAUGUCUCACUUUAAGUAUUUUUUUAAAAACACUUUAAACUUUAAAAUUAGUUCUAUUUGCCAUUUAGCGCAAGACCUUUUGGGGAAGCAAGCUUAAUGGCUGGCGGUUCCCUCUUUCUUACGGAAAAGACAGUGAAAAAUCUAGAAUUGGGUGUUUAAAGUUCAACAUGUUACUUCGUGAUAGAUGUUUAAUAGAUUCUCUGCUACCUUGCUGCUAUGGUUUUCUCUAAAAGCUACAAAAUUUAGUUUCAUAUAAAACAUCAUCAAUGUAGAGCCUAAUUCAACUUAAAGCUGUGUUUUUGGAAGAAUUAUAUUACUAUUUCACAAUAGGCUGACCACAUUUCUAUAGCCAAAAAUAGCUAAAUACCUCAAUCAGUCUCAGAAUGUCAUUUUGGUACUUUGCUGGCCACACAAGCCAUUAUUCACUAGUAUGACUAGUUGUGUCCUGCAGUCUAUAUUUAACUUUCUUUAUGUCUGUGGAUUUGUUCCUUCAAAGUUUAAUAAAUUUAUUUUCUUGGAUUCCUGAA
Ictidomys tridecemlineatus (thirteen-lined ground squirrel) is the source of this 3971-nucleotide messenger RNA. The record is from RefSeq and is a predicted model, not a curated record. Lineage: Eukaryota; Metazoa; Chordata; Mammalia; Rodentia; Sciuridae.